Vidua chalybeata is the source of this 2408-nucleotide messenger RNA. It is a transcript of the gene IMPDH1, whose product is annotated as inosine monophosphate dehydrogenase 1. Gene Ontology annotation, molecular function: IMP dehydrogenase activity. Gene Ontology annotation, biological process: GTP biosynthetic process. NCBI's taxonomy places the organism in Eukaryota, Metazoa, Chordata, Aves, Passeriformes, Viduidae. Gene Ontology annotation, cellular component: cytoplasm. The record is from RefSeq and is a predicted model, not a curated record. The coding region runs from base 1 to 1908 and encodes 635 amino acids. The transcript is spliced from 16 exons.
AUGGGAGCACCCAAAAGAAAGGACCGCACCCCACGAAACGGGGUGCACCCAAAAGAGGGGUGCACGCCGCGCCACACCCAGGGCUGCCCGCAGGAAAGGGGGUGCCCCAAGCCCCAGAGCGGGGGGAGCCCCAAUCCCGGGGCUCGGGGGUGUCCUCGGGGGUGUCCCCGGGGCUCCCGGGGGCGGGGCCAGGAGGGGCGGGGCUGCGGGCGUGGUCCCGAGGCCCCGCCCCCGGCGGCGCUCAGCGCCAUGGGCGAGGGGGAGCCCAGCAUGGCGCAGCGGCUGAUCAGCGGCGCCGGCUACGUGCCCGAGGACGGGCUCACGGCCCAGCAGCUCUUCGCCUGCGCCGAUGGCCUCACCUACAAUGACUUCCUCAUCCUCCCCGGCUACAUCGACUUCACGGCCGACGAGGUGGACCUGACGUCGGCACUGACCCGAACCAUCACCCUGAAAACGCCGCUGGUGUCAUCCCCCAUGGACACGGUCACCGAGGGGGACAUGGCCAUCGCCAUGGCCCUGAACGGCGGCAUCGGCAUCAUCCACCACAACUGCACGCCCGAGUUCCAGGCCAGCGAGGUGCGCAAGGUCAAGCGCUUUGAGCAGGGUUUCAUCACGGAGCCGCUGGUGAUGAGCCCGGCGCACACCGUGGGGGACGUGUGGGACGCCAAGGCCCGGCUCGGCUUCUCGGGGGUCCCCGUCACCCACUCGGGGCGCCUGGGGGGGCGGCUCGAGGGCAUCGUCACCUCCCGUGACAUCGACUUCCUGCGGGAGAGGGACAGGGCCACCCCCCUGGCCGAGGUGAUGACCAAGCGCAGGGACCUGGUGGUGGCCCCAGCCGGUGUCACUCUCAAAGAGGCCAACGAAAUCCUGCAGCGCAGCAAGAAAGGGAAGCUGCCGAUCGUCAACAGCCGGGACGAGCUGGUGGCGCUGAUGGCGCGCACGGACCUGAAGAAGAACCGGGAGCACCCGGCGGCCUCCAAGGACGAGCGGAAGCAGCUGCGGGUCGGGGCCGCCAUCGGCACCCGCGAGGACGACAAAUACCGGCUGGACCUGCUCGUGCAGGCGGGCGCCGACCUCGUGGUGCUGGACUCGUCACAGGGGAACUCCCGGUACCAGCUCAGCAUGAUCCGGUACAUCAAGGCCAAGUACCCUGAGCUGCAGGUGGUGGGGGGCAACGUGGUGACGGCGGCCCAGGCCAAGAACCUGAUCGACGCCGGGGUGGACGCGCUGCGGGUGGGGAUGGGCAGCGGCUCCAUCUGCAUCACCCAGGAAGUGCUGGCGUGUGGCCGUGCCCAGGCCACGGCCGUGUACCGCGUGGCCGAGUACGCGCGGCGCUUUGGUGUCCCCGUCAUCGCCGAUGGUGGCAUCCGCAGCCCCGGGCACGCCGUGAAGGCGCUGGCACUGGGAGCCUCCACCGUGAUGAUGGGGUCGCUGCUGGCGGCCACCACGGAGGCGCCGGGCGAGUUCUUUUUCUCGGAGGGCGUGCGGCUGAAGCAGUACCGGGGCAUGGGCUCGCUGGACGCCAUGGAGCAGGGCCCGGGCAGCCAGAAACGCUACUUCAGCGAGGGGGACGCGGUGAAGGUGGCGCAGGGCGUGUCGGGCUCGGUGCAGGACAAGGGCUCCAUCCACAAGUUCGUGCCGUACCUGCUGGCCGGGCUGCAGCACGGCUGCCAGGACCUGGGCGCCCGCAGCCUCUCGGCGCUCCGGUCCAUGAUGUUCGCGGGGGAGCUGAAGUUCGAGCGCAGGACGGUGGCGGCGCAGGUCGAGGGGGGGGUGCACGGGCUGCACUCCUUUACGGUUCUGCCCCUGCCGAGAGGCGGCUGCCCUGAGGAGGGGUCCCCCCGGGCCGGCGCCCCCCGCCCGGAGCCUGCGGGGACCCCUCCGGCCCCCCGACACCGGCGCUGCUGAUGCUGCACGGGCACCCCGCACGGGGGGCACCCCCAAACCCCCCCGAGCACAGGGGCUGCGGGGACCUCGGAAACCCUCCCGGAACUGGGGGUGCGGGGAGCCCCCAAAUCCCCCCGGGGCACCGCAGGGGAGGGGGAUCCCCAGAGCCCUCAGAAAUGGGGGUGCAGGGAACCCCCCAAAAGUCUCCGGGGCACCACGAGGCUGCGGGGACCUCCCCGGCCUCUCCAGAGAGGGGGAGGCAGGGACCCCACAACCCCCCCAAUGGUGCGGGGACCCCCUAAACCCCGCGGGGACCCCCAGACCCUCCCUGGCACUGAGGAGCUUGCAGGGCCGUGUCCCCCCGAGUGGGGAUGGGGGGACCCCCAGCACUGCAGGGACCUGCGCAGCGUCCCGGGGGACCCCGCAGUGUCGCGGGGGACCCCAGGGGCCUGUGGCCUCCCGGUCUGGGGGAGCCCCGGACUCGCUGUGUCCAGGGGUGAAUAAAGUCUUGGAGCAUCGGA